Messenger RNA from Neolamprologus brichardi, 2675 nucleotides. It is a transcript of the gene slc25a23b, whose product is annotated as solute carrier family 25 member 23b. Gene Ontology annotation, molecular function: calcium ion binding. The record is from RefSeq and is a predicted model, not a curated record. Gene Ontology annotation, biological process: transmembrane transport. Lineage: Eukaryota; Metazoa; Chordata; Actinopteri; Cichliformes; Cichlidae.
GCAGUAGGAGCGCGUGCAGUCAGUCCCAGGGGACGAUGAAUAUGCGGAGGUAGACUACGUUUUACUCACUCUCCCUUCAAGUGGGUUUGAGGUUUUCGUACCAUUUUUUAAGUGCAAGUAGGAGGUGAUGUUAAGCUUCUGGCGCGCACACAGAUGUGUUUCUAAAAGCCUACACUGCGGUAGAAUGAGCGACUCAUUUACGACCUUCUACUAUGACGGAAACUUAAAUUCAGCUGAAUGACUUUAUGGAUUAGCGCGUGCUGGGGAGGACUGGCUAUGUAACUGACACGGGGAUUAAUCAAGCUCGUCCAAACCGCAUCCAUCCAUCUGGAAGGAACGUUAGUCUCUGCAGACUCCGUUCUUCUCCAUUCAUCCGUUACUAUGUAAGACAAUGGUACCAGUUCCUCUGCAAAAACACGCGCGGUUGCUUAGUUUCUGAUGCUUGGCUGUGAAACAAUCAGUCGAUCAGCACCAAAACCCGGUUUUCUCCAUUUCAUAUGGGCGAAGACGAAGAGUGCUCCAGCGCCCCUUCACGCCGCGGAGGAAAUGCAGAGAACGGAAAGAGCGGAGCCGCUCUGGACCCAGAAAGAGAAAAGAGGUAUGCGGAGCUGUUCGAGCAACUGGACUUGAAUAAAGAUGGCAGGGUUGACAUCAAUGAACUGAAGACCGGGCUGGCAACUCGUGGUUUACAACUCCGAGAGGCUGAGAAGAUAGUCCUUGAGAGCGACACCAACCAUGAUGGUCUGCUGGAUUUCCAGGAGUUUUCUCAGUACCUCCAGACUCACGAGAAAAGACUCUGGCUCAUGUUCCACAGACUGGACCACAACAAUGACGGGCAAAUUGAUGUGGGGGAGAUCCAGCACUCACUACAAAAGCUUGGAGUGGAGGUUACCAUGGAACAGGCCUCCAAAAUACUGCAGAGUAUGGACAGAGAUGGGACUAUGACUAUUGACUGGAAUGAAUGGCGUGAUCACUUCCUGUUCAACCCUUUGCACAACAUGGAGGAAAUUGUCCACCACUGGAAGCACUCCCAUAUGUUUGACAUCGGGGAACACCUGACAGUGCCUGAUGAGUUUUCAGAGCGGGAGCGGCAAUCAGGUUUGGUAUGGAGGCAGCUGGUUGCUGGAGCCAUGGCAGGGGCAGUGUCCCGGACAGGAACUGCUCCACUGGACCGUCUCAAGGUCUUCCUGCAAGUACAUGGCUCCACAGCUCGAGAGAUUAAUCUGUGGUUUGGCCUGAGGGGGAUGAUCCAGGAGGGAGGUGUGCUUUCACUCUGGAGGGGAAAUGGUAUCAACGUCCUCAAAAUUGCCCCUGAAUCUGCCAUUAAGUUUAUGGCCUACGAACAGAUCAAGUGGCUGAUCCGAGGUAAUAAAGAGGGGGGCAGUUUAAGGGUACAAGAGAGGUUCAUUGCUGGGUCGCUUGCAGGAGCUACUGCCCAGACUAUCAUCUAUCCCAUGGAGGUGCUGAAAACUCGCCUUACAUUAAGGAAGACCGGACAGUACUCAGGUAUGGCUGACUGUGCCAGACAGAUUCUGAAGACUGAGGGUAUCCGAGCAUUCUACAGAGGAUACCUGCCCAAUACAAUGGGCAUCAUUCCAUAUGCUGGCAUUGACUUGGCUGUGUAUGAGACCCUGAAGAAUGCCUGGCUCCAGAGGUACUGUGUCAACUCAGCAGACCCAGGAGUUUUGGUCCUGCUGGGCUGUGGUACUGUCUCCAGCACCUGUGGCCAGCUAGCGUCAUAUCCCCUCGCUCUCAUCCGGACUCGCAUGCAGGCACAGGCCAUUACUGAGGGUAAACCCAAGCUGACCAUGGUGGGUCAGUUCAAAUACAUCAUAUCUCAUGAAGGUGUGCCAGGUCUGUACCGAGGCAUCACGCCCAACUUCCUCAAAGUUAUUCCUGCUGUCAGCAUCUCCUAUGUGGUCUACGAGCACAUGAAGAAGGUCCUUGGAGUGGUUUACUAGACUGAUGCGACAAACACAAAGAACUGUGGAGGCAGAAACACAUUUUGCUUGUUAGAAGAAGCAGAAGUGGAGAAUUAAGCUUCUCGGGCCUAUGAAGAGAGAAGAUGAAGGAUCAGUGCACCAAUGCCAUAAAACAUCUGUGGACACCAUCAACUUCCAACCUUUUUAAAGUGCAGGUACUAGGUCAGCAGGAUACAUUUAUUGAUCUUGGAGAGGAGAAUGAAGCUAAUGAUGCCCACUCUAACACUAUUAUGUUAUGCUUGAGGAAUCAUCAAAAAGUUCUUAGGAAUGAAAAUUCUUACCCUAUUCUCCUCACCCUUAUCCAGAUGGACUCACUUGCGGCUGCUAUUUUUUGUGUUCUCCUUCUCCAUCCAAUGUCUCAGCACAUUUCAGUAGAACUCCACGUUUACAUUGUCAUAAAUUUAUAGUGCACAGUACAUGUCACAAAAAAAGGACAAGGAUUCUCCUGAUCUUGUUUCUCACUUUGUUCCAUGGCCCUUUUUUCCAGAAUGUUUGGAUAACAUCUCACACAAGCAAGAGUUGAAUCUCAGAUUUUUUGUCCUGUAAGCAACAUUUUGGGUUGGUUUAAAGGUGUCAAUAUGUAGUAUAUCAAUAUCUGAUAAUGAUUUAGGAAAGACAUGCAACUUGUGGGGAUAGGUUAAUUGGAUAAUCCAAAUUGCCACUAGGUGUGAAUGUGCGAGUGAAUGUGAGUGC